UGUAUAUAUGAACCCUUCCUCGCCAAACAUCACUAAUAAUCUAUCUCCCCGAAAAUGGCUAACCCUAAGGUUUUCUUAGAUAUGACCGUCGACGAGAAACGGGCUGGUCGGAUCGUGAUGGAGCUCUUCGCUGACACGACCCCACGGACGGCGGAGAUUUUUCGGGCCCUCUGCACCGGCGAGAAAGGCAUCGGGAAGCUUGGUAAGCCACUUUACUACAAAGGAUCACGCAUCCACUCUGUGUCCCCCGGAUUGAUGUUAUGCGGAGGAGACAUCCUUCUCGGUGACGGAAGCGGAGGCGAGUCGAUCUAUGGCGGAACAUUCGAGGAUGAGAACUUCGAGAAGAAGCACACCGGCCGGGGUGUCCUUUCUAUGUCCAAUGGUGGUCAAGACACCAACGAUUCUAGGUUCAUGAUCUGUAUGAGGAAGUAUGUGGCACUUGACGGCGUGCACGUCGUGUUAGGCCAAGUUAUUGAAGGAAUGAAUGUGCUUGAGAACAUUAUGAAAGACGUCGAAACUCCUAGCCUGAAGCCUUCCAAGACUGUGGUGAUCGCCGACUGUGGUCAGAUUUCACAGAUUUGAGAGUUUUUUUUUAUCCUAUAACUACAAUGGUACGUAGUAGCAUGUUUGGUGUGGAGUGUUUUUGUUCUUUGUUUGGAAUUGAGUUUGGUGUGUUUUCUGUUCUUCGUUAGGAUUUGAGUUUGGUAUUUCCCUCAUGAUUAGGUUGGCUACCACUGAAUAAUGCUAAGCAUAAAACCAACAAUGAAUGGGAAGCAUAAACCUUAGCUA
Messenger RNA from Camelina sativa (false flax), 789 nucleotides. Its product is annotated as peptidyl-prolyl cis-trans isomerase CYP19-1-like. The record is from RefSeq and is a predicted model, not a curated record. Gene Ontology annotation, molecular function: cyclosporin A binding; peptidyl-prolyl cis-trans isomerase activity. Gene Ontology annotation, biological process: protein folding; protein peptidyl-prolyl isomerization. Gene Ontology annotation, cellular component: cytosol; cytoplasm; plasma membrane. Lineage: Eukaryota; Viridiplantae; Streptophyta; Magnoliopsida; Brassicales; Brassicaceae.